AAACAAAAAUGGGCGAGGCAUCUAUUCGACCCAGUCAACGGGAUAUUGACGCUAUGUCAAUAUUUUCACUUUCGUUAUUACAACUUGAAGGAAUGUCUGUCUCGCAAAGAUAUCCUGUUGCGGCUAUUGUGACAACAUGUGUGAAAUAUUGACGAAAACAUAUUAUGUUUACUACCAAAUGAGAUUACAGCCUUCUGAAUGGAGUCAUGUUAGAUGGAAUGCCACUUAACCAACUAAAAAAGCAGAGAUGUUUUAGAAAGAGCCAAGUACAGAAAUAUCAAUCUGAUGCACAAAGACUUGUGCAACAGAUGCGUUUAUCCUUGUUUCGUAACCAGCACACAACCGUAAAGUCAUGCAGGAAACGGUUUUACCUCAUGAAAACAUGAGUGUAACUAAGAAAAACAGCAAGAAGACCUUCCACAUUGAUGAGUCUGACUUGCUUUGCAAGAAUGGAUGCGGUUACUAUGGUAACCCAGCCUGGCAAGGGUUCUGUUCAAAGUGUUACCGGGAAGUCUACCAAAAGGCAAAGCAAGCCCAGGUGCAGCACGAUGCUUUACAGAAGGCAAAACGACUGGCUGGACUUGGUGACUCCCCUCCAUCUUUCUCGAAGUUUGAAGAGAAAAAAACCCAACAGACAAACAAAAGAAGUCAUACAGUGAAAUCCAUCUUCAAACGACCCUUACAGAAAGAAUCUUCUCCGGAUCAAUUGGCCACCCGAAAGAAAGAGGUGCGACGUGCUAGCCUGGAGAGUCAGCAGGUUGGUGGUGAAUUUGCUGAAUUCCUUCAAACCUUAAAGAAGCCAGUUGCACUCGAUGUUUCCAAACGAGUGCGAAACUUGAAUGAACGGAUCCAUAACCUCACUGACUAUUCCAUUGAGGAACUGUCUGAAAUGGUGCAAGAUUUCUACCAGAGCAUGUCUGAUCAAUUCCAUGGAACUCCGCUUUAUAGCAGUUGCACUCCAGAAACAACAGAACAGCUUAUGGAUUAUAUAGAAAAAUUCAUCAUGACAACUCUGUACCGGUUGGUUUUCUGUUCUCCACACACCAAUGAUGAGGAGAAAGACUUGACCAUCCAGGCUCGUAUUCGAAGUUUCCAUUGGGUCAAUCCACAGAUGCUGGACAUGUCUAUUGCUGAGCACGAAUCUGCAGUUCGACAACUGGUGGACCAGGCAAUUACAGAUAUUAUUGAAAUGAAUUCGAAACGUGCACCGCAAGACAAAUUAGCAUGUUUGGUAAAAUGCAGCAAACAUAUAUUCGAAGUGUUACGUGCAUCGAAAGACAGUCCAGCCAGCGCCGAUGAAUUCUUGCCUGCUCUAAUUUACAUUGUCUUAAAGGCUAACCCUCCUUUACUCCAGUCGAACAUCCAGUACAUCACCCGGUUCUCCAAUCCCAGCCGCCUUAUGAGUGGUGAGGCUGGCUAUUAUUUCACCAACCUUGUAAGUAUCUGGCUUUCACGUCGCAACUGUUUUCAACUGUUUAGCAUUCAGAUUACUUCUGUCAGAUGUGGUGGCUUCUUGAUUCAUAGUUUUGAAUCAAUCGAGCAUUGUCUUGUAGCUUUGAGACUUCAAUGAUAUGAUUGUUUAUUU
Molecule: messenger RNA, 1585 nt
Organism: Octopus bimaculoides (California two-spot octopus)
Lineage: Eukaryota; Metazoa; Mollusca; Cephalopoda; Octopoda; Octopodidae
Product: rab5 GDP/GTP exchange factor
Biological process (GO): vesicle-mediated transport
Cellular component (GO): endocytic vesicle; cytosol
Molecular function (GO): DNA binding; zinc ion binding; guanyl-nucleotide exchange factor activity
Source: RefSeq, a predicted model, not a curated record